CGUUUCUAACGACCUCGCACUUAGAACAUUAUCUUAUAACAUUUAAAAAAAGGCCUAGGUGUGGAUUUGACUUCCACAACCUUCUCCUUAUGUACGCCACUGUACCAGACAUUACUAUUCAUAUAUUUUUCUUGAAAUGACGAUGCCUCUGCUUAUCAUAACCACCGUAUAAUCUUUUAUUAUGAAAAUAUAUAUUCUCAUAUACCUAUAUAGGUACUGAGAGUAAAUAUGAUUAUAAUUACUGUACACUCGUUACAAAAUGUACCGAGUUUUAAUAAAAAUUAUUUUGGACAUUAGUCAGGGUGAAAGUGGCUUCCCCCGUAUCAGAGAAAAAAUAUAGUUGAGGUACGCAGAAAAAAAAAAAAAAAAAAGUAGAGGAGCUCCAUCCUCCUACGCACCCACCAUUCGAUCACUGGUAUCAGCGAUUCGAUAUUCACAAAAACGAAUCAAUAUUUUAAAAGAUCGGACCAUGAAUAUGGAUUCGUAAAAUUCGCACGAAAAACAUCGAUAUUUUAUAAUACCGUACGGUUCACCGCGAGUCCUUCACGAUUAUUGUACACCUACCCAGGUGUAUUGGGUCGCGCGCGCCGUAAUCCGUGUGUAAUCCGUGCGCGCGUAAAUGUGACUCGCGCCCGUGUUCAACCGUCUAAAACGUAAUAAUUCAUCGUGACGAGAUACAAUGCGUAUAGUAGUAUUAGUCCACGCGAUUAUGAUGUCGCGGUAUCCAUUGUGGCCGUUGCAUUCGUUGCUAAACCUCGAGCAAGGGCGUGGAGUGCAAGCAAACCCGGUUUGUUACACGAUAAAUCGAAUUGACAUUGGGCCACGUAGGUGCCUCGUUAAACUUGUUGUUGAACAAAAGGUGACCGCGGAACCGGGACCGGACCGGUGGUGAUGGCUUCAGCAGCGGGUCGCGGAUCACCGAACGGUCGCCGACGUCAGUGCGACCACGCGGAACGUUCCACCUGCGGCGGCGGCGGCGGCGGCGGCGGCGGCCACCGAUCGCUGAUCGACGAACGGUGGCCGUCCACGGUGGCCGGCAUCGCGUCCACCCUGGUGGCCGUGCUCGUCGCCUGGUGCCUGCUGUGCGUGAACGUGACCCCGGCCCUGAUGGCCGUGCCCGGCGGCAGCGUGGCCUCCGUGUUCCUGUUGUACGUGGUCAGCAUGGCCGCCGGCAGGGCCGUGGCCGCGGUCGGCGGCCUGCCCUCGCUGUUGGGCAUGAUGUUGGCCGGCAUCGCUCUCCAGAACUGCGGCCUGUACACCGUCACCGCCGAUUGGUGUGUUCGUCUGGUGUCCAUCAUGCGAGAGGCCGCGCUGGCCGUGAUCCUGAUCAAAGGCGGCUUGGAGCUGAACGCCGGUCAGUUGCGACGGCUGAGCGGUGCCGUGACAAGACUGGCUCUGUUGCCGUGCAUUUUCGAAGCCGUGGCCGCCGGUGUUGCCGCGCAUUACUUGCUGCCCGAUUUCUCCUGGGAAUGGGGCCUGAUACUCGGGUUCACUCUAUCGGCAGUCAGCCCGGCCGUACUGGUGCCGAGUCUGUUAAAACUAAAACGAAUGGGUUACGGCGAAGAGAACGGAGUCAACACGUUGGUGAUAGCUGCGUCAAGUCUAGACGACAUCGUGUCCAUUAGCGCCUUUGGCGUUUUACUUGGCAUAGUGUUUUCGACCGGAGAUUUAACCAGUAAAAUCGUACAAGGCCCUGAAGAUGUUUGUAUUGGAACUGCAUUGGGACUUUUGUGGGGAUUUUUUUUGAUCUUCGUACCACCUUCGCCGUGGGCUCAGGUAUACCAGAGCCAAAAUGAAAAUGAAAUGACCGAAGAAAAACAAGUUUGUCACAAAAAAAUUGAGCAAUCCGUAACGGCUCAAAGGGCAUUUUUACUGGGCGCCGGUGGAUUUCUGGCUGUCACCGGUAGUCAAUGGUACGGGUUUCCCGGAGCCGGUCCUCUAGCGUGCAUCAUAUCGUCGUUCGUGGCGGGAACCGGUUGGAAAUGGAGGGUGAGAAAGCAAAACCAGAACGACAACCCUGUUAUUCCCUUCGAUGGCGACGACGAGGAGCAGAGCCAAGAGGAUCCGGUCGAAAAAGUGUUCGAACAUAUUUGGUUCGGUCUACAGCCGGUACUGUUCGCGUCCAUUGGCACCGAAAUCAAAUUCCAACUGCUUGUAGGUGACGAUAAUAUAAUCUUUACUGCACUGAUGGUCCUCGUGUUCGGUUUGAUUGUUCGGACGAUUGUCACAGCGUUAUCGGUUCUGGGCACAGGAUUCAACCGCAACGAAGUGAUAUUCAUCAAUGUUGCAUGGCUCCCGAAAGCUACCGUACAGGCUGCCUUAGCACCGGUCGCUUUGGACAUGGCCAGAAUGAUGGGUACGGAAUUGGACAACGAAAGUGCCAGAAGGUUGUUGACCGUUUCCGUGAUUUCCAUACUGGUCACCGCACCUAUCGGAGCACUCGGCAUCCAGUGGUUCGGUCCCAAAUUAUUGGCCAAGUCCAGUCGGUAAUAUUGUCGCAGGGAUUUCGAACCAGAUUCAUUUUGUGGACGGUCGUCUAUUUUUAGUUAAGAUCACUGCUUCGAUGAGAAAUUAAAAAAUUAAAUGAAAAAAAAAAUGGAUGAAUAGAAAACGUAUUGUUAUAUAUGAAGUUUUUAGUUUCACCUCAAGAGCACUUGUACAAUAAACGAUUUUAUAAACUUUAA
Molecule: messenger RNA, 2684 nt
Organism: Sipha flava (yellow sugarcane aphid)
Lineage: Eukaryota; Metazoa; Arthropoda; Insecta; Hemiptera; Aphididae
Product: sodium/hydrogen exchanger 9B2-like
Exons: 8
Coding region: 892-2490 (532 amino acids)
Biological process (GO): proton transmembrane transport
Cellular component (GO): membrane
Molecular function (GO): antiporter activity
Source: RefSeq, a predicted model, not a curated record